This is a messenger RNA of Cadophora gregata, 2736 nucleotides long. RefSeq names its product low affinity potassium transporter. Gene Ontology annotation, biological process: intracellular potassium ion homeostasis; potassium ion import across plasma membrane. The record is from RefSeq and is a predicted model, not a curated record. Gene Ontology annotation, cellular component: plasma membrane. Lineage: Eukaryota; Fungi; Ascomycota; Leotiomycetes; Helotiales; Ploettnerulaceae. The coding region runs from base 303 to 2681 and encodes 792 amino acids. Gene Ontology annotation, molecular function: high-affinity potassium ion transmembrane transporter activity. The transcript has 7 exons.
CAACUCAGCCCAUCUCCCUUGCAACCAAGACUAUCCAAGAUCUGUAUCAUCCGCAGCCACCAAUGGGGAAAUACCAUGUGGGUAACAGAUAACGCAUGCUCUCUUAAGUUUAUUCUUUACAUAUGAUGCCGCUCCCUGUUUCAGCACUUCUUUUUUAUCAUCAACUACACUUGAGCCUGAAGCAGGAGGAAUAAGAUAGAUCAGGAGUUUGGUAUCUCCGGCCAGCAUUCUGCGUCAGGCCAUUGCCUCUCAACAAGUCGGCCAGAUCAAACGAACAAGUAGCCGAGUAGCGAGAGAAGCACAUGCCUCCACUUUUACCCUCGGCUCAAAGGCGCGCAGCUAUCGUCAAGCUACUCAAGUCUAUCAUCCCGUUGAACUUGAACUUUAUUGCUAUUCAUUAUAUAUAUCUGCUUUGUCUAGCAUUUAUUUCAUCCGUGAUUCUGUAUAUACCAGGAGGACUGCAAUAUGUCGACGCCUUAUUCUUUGGGAGUGGAGCUGUCACUCAAAGUGGGCUGAAUACAGUCGACGUCAAUGACCUCAAUAUAUUCCAACAGUCAAUCCUGUACUUCAUGCCCCUCAUCACAUCACCGAUUUUCAUCCAUACCGUCGUUGUCCUGGUGCGCAUCCAUUGGUUUGAACAGAGAUUCAGGAAUAUCGUGAGAGACUCCAAAAUCGACAAGAGAUCCAAGACAAGAGAUGAGGGGAGGAACUCUGGCCGAGAGUUUAUCCCUCUAGGCGGAGAUGCUCGAGAUUAUGAUGGAACUCAACUCGCGCCAAUGGCACGAGGAGCCCUGGCGGGCUCUCCUGAACCCGUGGCCACUCAGAAAACAGGACACUCGGAUGAUCUUUAUAGUCCUGCAACGUCCACUGGCGGCACUACACCAUCUAGUGUGAAGUCCCGGAAAUCUCUAGAAAUACCCGGAGCAGGUAUUGGCCCUUCGAACAAUAAUGAGAACAGGAUGAGACAGCACAUCGCAUUCGUGGAGCGCCAACGCAGUCCCAGAGAAGAAGAGACACUUAGGAUUCCAGGACCCAGGGACUUUGACCGUGGUGACAAGCCUCACACGCUUCAACCGCCACGCAGUCGGGCAAACUCUGAAGUCCCUCCUCUCAUUGAGCUCGACCUCUUACCAAGCAAACAUGACAAGGAGGUCGUACCUGCGGUAUCAACAAAAGCGGUAGAGCAUGAGAAUCAGCCGAACACCGAGCAUGAUGAGACAAAAGAUCUCAAAAUCAGGCGGGCAAUCACCUUCAAUACCCAGAAUGACAGACAUUCUCCCCCGACUGCUGCUCCAACUGAACCCGGCGUGAAGAGAGCCUCAACGACAGGAGAUGUGUCAGUAUCAAAAAAGCCAGCUUCUAGUCCAGCCGAGCCAGGAUUUCUUCGAAGAAUCAGAAGUGGUCAACCACUGUCAAGAUCUGCGAGUCGUACCGAAUCAGUUGAUCUGCCAUACUUAAGCUAUGCGCCUACGGUCGGAAGAAACUCGACAUUUGUCAAUUUGACUCAGGAGCAGCGAGAAGAACUAGGUGGGAUUGAGUAUCGCGCUUUAAAGACUUUGUCGAUUAUACUCAUAGGAUAUUAUGUUGGCUUCCAUGUGCUGGGUUGGGUUUGUUUUCUUCCGUGGAUUAUGAACAACGACAAAUAUGGCUUGAUUCUCACUAGUCAGUAUAUUGGCCGACCAUGGUGGGCCUUCUUCACAUCCUCCUCACUAUUCAACGAUCUAGGAUUUACGCUCACAGCCAACUCGAUGAUCUCAUUCCAAGACGCCGUGUUCCCCUUGAUUCUAGGCAGUUUCCUUAUCGUCAUUGGCAACACCGGAUUUCCUUGCAUGCUUCGCUUCAUGAUCUGGCUGGGAUCAAAAAUGAUACCUAGAGAUGGGAGACUCUAUGAAGAAUUGCGUUUUCUUCUAGAUCAUCCGAGACGUUGCUUUACUUUGUUGUUUCCCAGUAGGGCGACGUGGUGGCUUUUUUGGACACUGAUGAUUUUCAAUGGCGUUGAUCUCCUGUUCUUUAUCAUUCUCGAUCUCAACGACGACACCGUCAUGUCACUUAGCCCAGGAAUUCGGGUCCUCGCCGGCUGGUUCCAAGCAACAUCCACCCGAACCGCUGGCUUCGCCGUCGUCAACCUCGCCGAUCUCCGCCCAGCAAUCCAAGUUUCUUACCUCAUCAUGAUGUACGUCUCCGUCUUCCCAGUCGCCAUGUCCGUCCGCCGGACAAACGUCUUCGAGGAACGGAGUUUAGGAAUCUGGGGCCGUUCGAAUACGAAUUCAGAUACGCCGCCGAGUUAUGUGGGUGCGCAUCUGAGAAGACAGCUGAGUUUUGAUAUGUGGUAUAUCUUCUUGGGGCUGUUUAUCAUUGCUGUUGCCGAGGGCAAGAGGUUGGAGGAUACGAGUGAAGAUGUGAGUGUUGAUCUUUCCUUCUUGCUUGAAGGAAGAAUGGUCCUCGAAUGGGUGGUUCUAAUUAUGUUUAGGCUUUCACAGGAUUUUCACUGCUCUUCGAAAUCGUGUCUGCAUAUGGAACAGUUGGAUUGUCACUGGGACAUCCCAAUGUCAACACCUCACUCUCUGGUCAAUUUACUGUUGUCAGUAAAUUGGUCAUCAUCGCUAUGCAGGUGCGAGGUCGUCAUCGUGGACUGCCGUACAAGCUGGAUCGUGCCAUCUUGUUGCCAGGCGAUAUGUUAAAUCAAGAGGAAGGUGAGGAGGAAUGAUAAGCUGGCAAAGCGUGCGCACGAUAGGU